AUACAGAACCAGGUUUCUGCGCCUGCUCCACCUCCCCCGUCCCGUCAUACAGAACCAGACUCUGCGGCACGGGAUUGCUGGGAGGGCCCCUGGAGAUCUGAGCGCAGGCAGAUCUCUGCUCCACCGAGACUGCUCCACCUCAAGGGGCUGUCAACAGAGGAGAGCGAUGAGGACCCCCACUGUGGACGAGGGGACCUUGAGGCUGGCAGGCCCAGGACUAGCCUGGGGUGCAGGGAAGGGUAGGGAAGGACAGGGAGCAGGUGAGGAGGGCACAGGCAUCCAGGCACCAGGGCAGAGGUGAACAGGCAUGAGGCAUGAAUGCCCCAGAGGGCCAGACACAAUCCAGGGGGCCUCCUGGUGAAGGUGGGCUGUGAGCUAGACUUUGAAGGAUGACCAAACCCAGAGGAAGGGCCGUGUGGCCAAAGGUGGGCAGUGGUGCUGAGAGAACCAGGCCAGAGCAGGAGGGACUGGAGCAUCUCAAAAGCGCUGUGUAUGGCCAUGUGCUCAGACCAGGCAGCUGUGGGCUGAGCCUGGCCAGGGCAUUGGCCUGCACUGGGGAAGCCCUGCCCGGCGUGAAGAAGGCAGCUCCCUGAGGAGCAAGCUUCCUCAGGAUCCAACUCCUGACCCUCAGGCCAGGGAGCACCUGGGUAGGGAGGCCCCAAUUAGCCCUGGCACCCACCACCCCAGCACCCACAGCCCUGGCACCCACAGCCCCAGCAGGCCCAAAUUAGCCCUGGCACCCCCAACCCUGGCACCCACCACCCUGGCACCCACAGCCCCAGCACCCACAGCCCCGGCAGGGCCAAAUUAGCCCUGGCACCCCCAACACAAGCACCCACCACCCCAGCACCCACAGCCCUGGCACCCACCCUGUGCCAACUCUUAUAGGCAGCCACACAGCUUAAGCCCUGAGCAGACGCAGAGUAGGUCCCCUGUCCAGAGGCUCGGGCACAGGUCAUGCAUCUGAGAUGCUCCCACUUGGCACUCUGUGUGACCGAGAGCCUGCUGGUCAAGGUGGGUGGACGCGCAUCAGGGGCUGCCCCAUGUCCUACGCCCACCCCACCCCCACAGAGAGCUCUCUGGGGGCCAUGGUGGCCAAGGUCAUCCAGCCCCGCCCGGCGUCCUUUGGCCCAGGUGCGGGAAGCCUACCUGCAGUUCAUGGUGUCAGUGGCCACGAUGCUGCGGGAGGACGCACACCUGCCCAGGGACAGCCACCUGGUGCAGGAGGACAUGGCACAGGUACUGGAGCUGGAGACACAGCUGGCCAAGGCCACGGUGCCCCAGGAGGAGAGGCACGACGUCAUCGCCCUGUACCACCGGAUGGGCCUGGAGGAGCUGCAAAGCCAGUUUGACCUGAAGGGAUUUAACUGGACUCUGUUCAUACAAACUGUGCUAUCCUCUGUCAAAAUCAAGCUGCUGCCAGAUGAGGAAGUGGUGGUCUACGGCAUCCCCUACCUGCAGAACCUUGAAAACAUCAUCGACACCUACUCAGCCAGGACCAUACAGAACUACCUGGUCUGGCGUCUGGUGCUGGACCGCAUUGGCAGCCUAAGCCAGAGAUUCAAGGACACACGAGUGAACUACCGCAAGGCACUGUUCGGCACGAUGGUGGAGGAGGUACGCUGGCGUGAGUGUGUGGGCUACGUCAACAGCAAUAUGGAGAACGCCGUGGGCUCCCUCUACGUCAGGGAGGCGUUCCCUGGAGACAGCAAGAGCAUGGUCAGAGAACUCAUUCACAAGGUGCGGGCAGUGUUUGUGGAGACGCUGGACGAGCUGGGCUGGAUGGACGAGGAGUCCAAGAAGAAGGCGCAGGAGAAGGCCAUGAGCAUCCGGGAGCAGAUCGGCCACCCUGACUACAUCCUGGAGGAGACGGACAGGCGCCUGGACGAGGAGUACUCCAACCUGAACUUCUCAGAGGACCUGUACUUUGAGAACAGUCUGCAGAACCUCAAGGUGGGCGCCCAGCGGAGCCUCAGGAAGCUUCGGGAAAAGGUGGACCCAAAUCUCUGGAUCAUCGGGGCGGCGGUGGUCAAUGCAUUCUACUCCCCAAACCGAAACCAGAUUGUGUUCCCUGCCGGGAUCCUCCAGCCCCCCUUCUUCAGCAAGGAGCAGCCACAAGCCUUGAACUUCGGAGGCAUUGGGAUGGUAAUCGGGCACGAGAUCACGCACGGCUUUGACGACAAUGGUCGGAACUUCGACAAGAACGGCAACAUGAUGGAUUGGUGGAGUAACUUCUCCACCCAGCACUUCCGGGAGCAGUCAGAGUGCAUGAUCUACCAGUACAGCAACUACUCCUGGGACCUGGCGGACGAACAGAACGUGAAUGGAUUCAACACCCUUGGGGAAAACAUUGCCGACAACGGAGGGGUGCGACAAGCCUACAAGGCCUACCUCAAGUGGAUGGCAGAGGGUGGCAAGGACCAGCAGCUGCCGGGCCUGGAUCUCACCCAUGAGCAACUCUUCUUCAUCAGCUAUGCCCAGGUGUGGUGUGGGUCCUACCGGCCCGAGUUUGCCAUCCAAUCUAUCAAGACAGACGUCCACAGUCCCCUGAAGUACAGGCAAGUGCUCCCAUACCCACAACCCCUUUGCCACCCACAACCCCCUCACCCCCACCCCAGUGGCCUGUAAGAGUUAAAGAAGAAAGCACAAAAAGCGGCUCAGCAAAGCCAGGUUUAUUUUGAGAAUCAACCUGAGAGGGGCUUCUGGCCAAUUUCAGUCAAGAACAUUCUCUUACCGACUAAGGGUAUUUAAGGGUUUAGGAAGGGGGAGCCUACCACAGGCUGGGAAUGUUUCUGUGUGAAGGGAAGUUUUAUUGCAGAGUUGGAAUAUCUGUGGUUGGAAAGGAGGUUAUUCUCGGGAUUGGCAUGUUUCUGGUCAGAUGGGGGUUUAUCUCACAGCUGAAAUGUUUCUGGUCAUACUGACAUGAGCCAUUAGGCUGAUGUUUUGGGCUGGUUUUUAAUCACGGGGAACUUAAAAUGACCGUGUUUGUCCAAGAUGGCAAUGCUCCUGCUGUCACACCCACCCACCCACAGGGUACUGGGGUCACUGCAGAACCUGGCCGCCUUUGCAGACACGUUCCACUGUGCCCAGGGCACCCCCAUGCACCCCAAGGAGCGAUGCCGCGUGUGGUAGCCAAGGCCCUGCCGUGCUGCGUGGCCCACGCCCACCCGCUGCUCCGAGGCAUCUGUGCGGAGAAGGUGCAGCCAGCGGCGACCCAGCAUGUGUCCCGCCCCGGCCGACCAUGCCAAGCCUGCCUGCCAGGCCUCCGCACCUGGCCUAGGGUGCAGCCACCUGCCCGACACCCAGGGAUGAGCAGUGUCCAGUGCAGUACCUGGCCCAGAGUCCCCUCUACGGACACCUGUGGGGCUCAGCGCCCCCGUCACAGCCCUAUAGAGACGAUCAACUGUGUCCUGCCCACCCUCCAAGGUGCAUUGUCUUCCAAUAUCCACAGCUUCAGACUUGAGCUAAGUAAAUGCUUCAAAGAAAUCAGAGGCCUUGCUUGUCUGGGAGGGACCAGGGUGGGCAGACAGGUGGCAGUGGCCUUGGGCACAACAGCUGCCUGGGGAUGGGGGGAGAAUGACAGCUGGGAGCUGAUGGGGAGGGAGCCAGUUCCAGUCAAGUC
Molecule: messenger RNA, 3622 nt
Organism: Chlorocebus sabaeus (green monkey)
Lineage: Eukaryota; Metazoa; Chordata; Mammalia; Primates; Cercopithecidae
Source: RefSeq, a predicted model, not a curated record